Lepisosteus oculatus (spotted gar) is the source of this 1922-nucleotide messenger RNA. Lineage: Eukaryota; Metazoa; Chordata; Actinopteri; Semionotiformes; Lepisosteidae. The record is from RefSeq and is a predicted model, not a curated record.
AUUGGACAUAGGCCCUUUGUCUGCGUGACGUCGCAUAAACUGGCAGUUACCAGGUGAACGCUGGGAGGCUGUCAUGUGACCGAGAGGGGCGGCCAGGCUCGGUGGGGCGUCUUCCUAGGUACUGCGCAUGACUGUGACGUAGCCGGGAAGAAGUUUGCAGUCCGUGGCAGGUCUCAGCUUGACGUCAUACGCGGAGAGGUUUGACGGGCAGCAGUAGUGAUUGAUGUUCCAGGAGUUUGUAGAAACAAAAAGUCUCGCAAAAGUGUUGACCAUGGCGCUCUACAGCAAAGAAGACACAUUAGCGAUGCGCAAGAAGUUGAUUGGCAUGGAAUAAACCUAUUACUUGUUCCUCAGAUGAUGUAGUACUGGUCAGGGUGUAGGUUGUGCUCUUGUAAAAGUGUUCAGUCUGCAGAGCGGACUCACUGUCACUUCCUCCCAGCUCGUCCUGCCGGCUGUUCUUCUCCGAGGAGCCGGUGAAGAUCGUGAAAGCCCAGGGACAGUACUUGUACGAUGAGAAGGGAAGGCGCUACCUGGACUGUAUCAGUAAUGUCCAUCACGUGGGGCACUGCCACCCCGCAGUGGCGCAGGCAGCGGCCGCGCAGAUGCAGCUGCAGAACACGAACACCCGGUUCCUCCACGACAACCUGGUCCAGUACGCGGCGAGACUUUCGGAGACGCUGCCGGAAAAGCUCCAAGUCUUCUACUUCGUCAAUUCUGGCUCUGAAGCCAAUGACUUAGCCCUGCGCCUGGCUCGGCAGUAUAGCCAGCAUGAGGACGUCCUGGUGCUGGAUCACGCUUACCACGGACAUCUGACUUCUCUGAUCGACAUCAGUCCCUACAAGUUCCGGAAACUGGGAGGACAGAAGGAGUGGGUUCAUGUGGCCCCGCUGCCCGAUACCUACAGAGGGCUGUACAGGAAGGAGCACGAGGACGCGGCACGGGCCUACGCGGACGAGGUGAAGUGUGUGAUAGAUGAAGCACAUAAGAAAGGCCGGAAGAUUGCUGCCUUUUUCGCCGAGUCGCUCCCGAGUGUCGGAGGGCAGAUCGUUUUGCCACCUGGCUACUUUCAAAAGGUGGCGGAGUACGUUAGGGCCGCUGGAGCUGUCUUCGUGGCCGACGAGGUCCAGGUUGGCUUCGGCCGGGUGGGGAGACACUUCUGGGGCUUCCAGCUCCAGGGAGAAGACUUCGUCCCCGAUAUCGUCACCAUGGGCAAGCCCAUCGGCAACGGGCACCCUCUGUCCUGCGUGGCGACCACCCAGGAGAUCGCAGACGCCUUCACCGCCAACGGGGUGGAGUACUUCAACACCUUCGGUGGGAACCCAGUCUCCUGCGCGAUCGGCCUGGCUGUCUUGGAUGUCAUGGAGAAGGAGGACCUGCGUGGGAAUGCCACACGGGUGGGAGAAUACUUCAUGAAACUGAUGAACGAUCUCAAACGCAAACACCCGAUAAUCGGAGACGUUCGGGGGGUUGGCCUGUUUGUGGGAAUUGACCUGGUUAAAGAUCGAAACCUGAGGACCCCAGCCAAGGAGGAAGCAGAUUUCAUACUGAAGAGGUUGAAGGAAGAAUACAUCUUCAUGAGCAGCGACGGGCCUGGGGAAAACGUGCUCAAGUUCAAGCCCCCCAUGUGCUUCAGCAUGGACGACGCCAAGCUGGUGGCGGACAAAAUAGACCAGAUACUUUCAGAUCUGAAAGAAAAUUCCCAUGCUUAAGAAUUUGGCGACAAGCCCAGACACUUCAGGUUUUAUGCCAGACCCCCCCCCCACACUGCACAUUUUAAUGGACUUUGAACAUGGAUUAGCUCAAACGAAACCAAAAGUUGAGUUUCCAUUGGUGACUGAAGAUCAUUUUAUUCUUCCCUUAAGCAAAAUACUGUUGGUCAUAAUGAGCAGUUUAUUGUAAUAAACAAGAUCCUGAUUCUUGGA